Messenger RNA from Grus americana (Whooping crane), 1510 nucleotides. It is a transcript of the gene RHEB, whose product is annotated as Ras homolog, mTORC1 binding. The coding region runs from base 568 to 1092 and encodes 174 amino acids. The record is from RefSeq and is a predicted model, not a curated record. NCBI's taxonomy places the organism in Eukaryota, Metazoa, Chordata, Aves, Gruiformes, Gruidae. The transcript has 8 exons. Gene Ontology annotation, molecular function: GDP binding; GTPase activity; GTP binding. Gene Ontology annotation, cellular component: plasma membrane. Gene Ontology annotation, biological process: small GTPase-mediated signal transduction.
GCUUGGAGGAAUUUAGGAGGAGAGUGUUAGAACACUGGUUUUGUCUGGUUUUGUUUCCUCCUCUUUCACUUUCAGGAGGAAAGCAGUAAUUAAUACAGCUGGAUAUUAAAUGCAGCAUUUUCUGUUGGCUCAGACUUCUAGUAUUCGGUUUCCAGAUUUAGCACAGACAGGCAGUAGCAGUCAAGUCUUUUGGUUAGUUUAGGAUCCUUCUCAGGAGGAAAAAUACUUAGUGAUGAUCUGUGCUUAACUUAGCUCUUCUUAUCCUGAAGUUAUAACAGCCUAAUAUAGGAAUAGUUAACUUCAUUUUAACGUGGACUGCUUAAUGUGCUGGUAUUGGCAAAGAUUUGGAAGCAUGAACUCUGUGUAGCAACUUCAUAAGCUUAUAGCUGAAGAAGAAAUAGCUCAAAAGUUCAUUCACUCUCUAAGUGGUGUCCGAAAUGUACCAUUUCGGAAAGUUGCUGGGAUGCAUAGUCUUGGUUCUAAGUGUGUCCUUAUUAGGAUGAUUUCGGAUGUCAUGGUUGCUUCCCCCCCCGCCAUCUCCUUGCUGGAGCAACAAUUUAAAGUGUGAUGUUCUCUAAACUCAUGCACAGAAAAUCUUCACUGACGAUUCAGUUUGUGGAAGGACAGUUUGUUGAUUCAUAUGAUCCAACCAUAGAGAACACUUUUACAAAACUGAUCACAGUAAAUGGCCAAGAAUAUCAUCUUCAGCUGGUUGACACUGCUGGCCAAGAUGAAUACUCCAUAUUUCCUCAGACGUACUCCAUAGACAUCAAUGGCUACAUUCUUGUUUAUUCAGUCACGUCAAUAAAAAGUUUUGAAGUGAUAAAAGUUAUCCAUGGCAAGUUAUUGGAUAUGGUGGGAAAAGUCCAAAUACCCAUUAUGCUGGUUGGAAAUAAAAAAGACCUGCAUAUGGAACGGGUGAUCAGCUAUGAAGAAGGGAAAGCUUUAGCAGAAUCCUGGAAUGCAGCUUUCUUGGAAUCUUCUGCUAAAGAAAAUCAGACUGCCGUUGAUGUUUUUAAGAGGAUAAUUUUGGAGGCAGAAAAAAUCGAUGGGGCAGCUUCACAAGGGAAGUCUUCGUGCUCAGUAAUGUAAUUCCACGGCAAAACCUGAAAACACUGGGAAUACAUUCUACCUGAAGAAGCAAAACUGCCCAUUAUCUUCAAGGAUAAACUAUGCUUCUUUUUUUAUUAUUUUUUUUUUCUUCUGUUAACCUCAAAGAUAAACAGUUGGUUUGGAGCCUUUCCCUUCAGAUUAUGUUAAACUCUGACUCCUGUGCAAAUGGCUUCACUUCCAUUUUCAAAUUUUAAGCAAUCAUAUUUUCAAUUUAUAUAUUGUAUUUCUUAAUAUUAUGACCAAGAAUUUUACUGGCAUUAAUUUUUCAGUGUAGUUUGUUGGUUAGAAUAAUCAUCAAAAUGAGGCAUAUUGUUACACUACUAUUAACUAGGCUUGGAUAUCAGUGUUUCUUUGUGUUAAAUGUAUACUUGUAAAUAAAAUAGCUGCAAACCUUAAA